Molecule: messenger RNA, 1299 nt
Organism: Zophobas morio
Lineage: Eukaryota; Metazoa; Arthropoda; Insecta; Coleoptera; Tenebrionidae
Product: sodium channel protein Nach-like
Exons: 11
Coding region: 1-1299 (432 amino acids)
Biological process (GO): sodium ion transmembrane transport
Cellular component (GO): plasma membrane
Molecular function (GO): ligand-gated sodium channel activity
Source: RefSeq, a predicted model, not a curated record
AUGUAUUUCAACACAGUCAAAUACUACGGUAAGAAUACAACCUUGCACGGUUUAAAAUAUGUGGCCGACGAAAACAGACAUUUCUUAAUCAGAUUUUCCUGGAUGGUGAUAUUUAUUCUCAGUUUUUAUGCAAUGAUAUUGGUGUUCAAAGCUUCGUAUAAAUCAUACACGGAUAACGCCAUCAGCUUUGUUACCGAAACCACCUACCUUAACUGGAACACUUCUUUUCCGGCGGUCACCCUUUGUGAAAUUACCAGUUCGGAAGUAGAAUGGAACGGGGAUCAAGAAGAGGUUGAAGCAAUCCAGCAGUUUAUUGCGGAUUUAAUAUUUUUUACUGGCAGCUGUUAUUCUUGUCACACGCCAUGUACCACUUGUGAGAAAUUGAAUUUCGCUGAAACUGUGCAAAAAUUCAGAAAGAAAUGUUCCCAACUUUUAUCCAGAUGUAAAUGGAAUGAAAUCUCUUUUGAUUGUUGCGAGAAAUUUUUACCUUUGGAAACUGAAUAUGGCGUGUGCUUUUCAUUUAAUUCAUUGCAUACAAAAAAACCAGCGCGCAGAGAAGAUGAUUUUUUCUUUUACUCUAACAGAAAAACCGGGCCCGGCGAACUUUUUGUAGAAACUAUUGAGGAUGUACGACUAUAUUUCCACGCCCGAGAAGACGUCCCUUUUAUAAAUUCUGAUCCCGACCAACGUAAAGACGUCAUGCUGGGAGAAACUUACAAUAUUUCAAUAAAUGUAAUAGAAAUAGAAAAUGACGAAAACGUGAGACUAUUACCGUUUGAUAAAAGAAAAUGCAGGUUUCCGGAAGAAAAGCCCGACGAUUUAAUUGUUCACGAGUUUUAUAGUUAUUCCACUUGCGUCGUGCAGUGCCAUGCUAACGCUCAUAUUGAUUUAUGCAACUGCACCCAUCACCUAAUGCCAGUUAUGAAUCGAGGAAAAUACUGCGACAUAGAAGGUCUGAACUGUUUAACUGACAACUUUGAGACAGUAAAUAGACUUCACGCUAAAGGAUUUGACAAGCCAGGAUUAGUUUGUGAUUGCUUACCCUCUUGCAUCGAGCCCGAAUAUAAAAUUGUGUCAGAUACAAAAGGAGUGAAAAGUUCACGGGGUGAAAUUUCUAUUAAGUUACAAUCACUACCAUCGUCGAGAUUCAAACGCAUCGUUGUAAGAACAACAAUGGACUUAGUCGGUGGUUACUUUGUAGUUUCUAUUGGUGGAACAGCUGGAUUAUUCAUUGGCGCUUCGAUCUUAAGCAUUGUGGAAACAUUGUAUUUACUUUGUCUACGAAGGAACAUAAAGUAA